This is a messenger RNA of Ananas comosus (pineapple), 784 nucleotides long. Its product is annotated as non-specific lipid-transfer protein 2-like. The transcript has 3 exons. Gene Ontology annotation, biological process: lipid transport. Gene Ontology annotation, cellular component: membrane. Gene Ontology annotation, molecular function: lipid binding. The record is from RefSeq and is a predicted model, not a curated record. The coding region runs from base 194 to 478 and encodes 94 amino acids. NCBI's taxonomy places the organism in Eukaryota, Viridiplantae, Streptophyta, Magnoliopsida, Poales, Bromeliaceae.
GCUCACCGGCGAGGUUGGGGGCCCAAAGGGCCCGGAGCCGACGCGGUACGGGGAUUGGGAGCGCGGUGGGCGGUGCUCGGAUUUCUAAUUGCGUAACUAAGAUCGAAGCGGAAGAGAAAAACGAGCGUUUAUAGCAUCAUCUUUGUCACUCUCGGCUCGCGCGGAAGCCCUGCCGUGCAACGAGGUCGUACAGAUGGUCGUGCCGUGCGUGCCGUACCUCACCGACCGGGCGGCGGUGCCAUUUGGGCCGUGCUGCAACGAGGUGGUGGCGCUGAACCGGACGGCGUCCACCCGGCAAGACCGCGUCACCAUAUGUCGUUGCCUCGAGGGCGCGGCCCCCCGCUUCCCCCGAGCUGACUUCAAGCGCGCCGCCGCCCUCCCGCGGUUGUGCGGCGUGGUGCUGCACAACAUCACCAUCUCCCCAAACUUAGAUUGCAGCAGGUGGGUCAUCAGAUGGACGCUUGCCGUAACACCAUAAUCGACCAUCAGUCAGAUUUGUGGGAACGACGGAUCGUGACAAUGGAGCAGGAGUUUGAUAGUUAGAGCUCGAGGAUGUAAUCGUGACCGAUGUUUCGGUGUCAGUAGUUUAGUGCUUACUGUGCGUGCACAGUAAUAGCCUGCAUUUUCAAGUUUUCCCUUCCAAUUUUUACCGUCAGAAUUGGCGCGCUGGCUGUCCUGGAAUGUUUCUUUUCUUUUCUCUCUGUAUUCCCAAUUUUUUAUCAUCCUAUAUAGCACAAGAAGAUUAAUUUGGAAUAAAUCUUAUGUGGUGCAACUGUUACAAUAA